AGACUUACUUAUCCGGUGUUGGGACAUCCUACACACACUUGGCAUUUUCUAAUUUCUGAGCAACCAAACAACCCGCUAAACAAAGCUUCUCUCUGCCUCUAAGGGACUCUCAGUGAGUGUGAAGAACCCAAAUGCGUAUAUCCUCUUCCCAUGUCAAAAACUCGAAGCUCUGUUUCAAGGUGAUGGACUGAUGAGUAAGCCUUUUUGGCGUGGUUCUUCUACAUGGAGGAGAGCCACUGCAGUAUCAACAAGGGAUCCUCAAACUUUGCUUUGAUGGGUUUCUCUGACAGACAUGAACAGGUGCUCCAUCUUCUUCUCAGACCAUUGUUUUCGAGUCUUCUCUCAUCGGUCACACUUGGGUUUUGCUUCAAAUUAUUUGCCUCUCUUCUGUCUAAGAAGAUUUCUGAGCCAGGGACAUUCCAUCUCAGGCUCAACUGAUGCCAGACCUUUUCCUGAUUAUUCCCCCAAAAAACCAACCAUCAGAGACUCUGAAUUCAUACAUCAGAUCUCAACAGUAAUAAAACUACGCCGCUCUGAGCCUCUCCGCCGCAUUCUAAAGCCUUAUGAAUCCAAGUUCAGGCCUGACCACCUAAUUUGGGUUCUCAUGGAUAUUAAGAAUGACUAUAAACUGGUUUUGGAUUUUUUUGACUGGGUGUGCCUACAGAGAGACCCAACACUAGAAGCCCGUUGUAUUGUUGUUCAAAUUGCAGUGGCAUCAAAGGAUCUAAAAUUGGCUCAUGAGCUUAUUCGUGAGUUUUGGGCAAAACCCAAUUUAGACAUUGGUCUUUCAUACUCUCAUUUUGUUGACAGGUUGAUAUACACUUAUAAGGACUGGGGUUCAGAGCCCUAUGUAUUUGAUAUUUUCUUUCAAGUCCUUGUUGAAGCUGGGUUGUUCAAUGAAGCAAGGAAAUUCUUUGACAAACUGUCGAAUUAUGGGUUGAUUAUCUCUGUUAAAUCUUGUAACCUAUUACUUACUUGUCUCUCAAACAAUUCUGAUGGGAUUGAGAUGGCAAUAAAGGUUUUCAACGAAUAUCCUGAAUCAGGCGUUUGUUGGAACACUGCAUCAUAUAAUAUCAUUAUUCACUCCCUUUGUCAAUUAGGGAAGAUAAAAGAAGCCCACAAUUCACUUGUGCAAAUGGAGUUGAGGGGUUUAAUGCCUGAUGUAGUAAGUUAUGGUACCAUCAUAAGUGGUUAUUGUCAUCUUGGCGAACUGAAGAAGGUUUUGAAACUUAUUGAGGAAAUGCAAAUAAAGGGAUUGAAGUCAAACCCCUACACCUACAACAGUAUAAUACUUCUUCUGUGUAAGGCUGGUAAAGUAGUUGAAGCAGAGAAGGUAUUCAGGGAGAUGAUGAACAAGGGCAUUUUUCCAGAUAAUGUGGUAUACACAACUCUUGUUGAUGGUUUCUGCAAGUUGGGUAAUGUUCCAACUGCAUAUAGGCUGCUUGAUGAAAUGAAGGCUAGGAAAAUUGUUCCUGAUUGUAUAGCAUAUACAGCUAUUAUCCAUGGGUUUUGCCAGACUGGAAAAAUGAUGGAAGCAGUUAAACUGUUCCGUGAAAUGAUUAGUGGAGGGUUGGAACCUGAUGAAUUUACUUACACAGCGCUUAUUGAUGGUUAUUGCAAGGCAGGUGAGAUGAAAGAGGCCUUUGCUCUUCACAACCAAAUGGUUCAGACAGGGAUUACCCCAAAUGUUGUCACUUACACUGCACUUGCUGAUGGCCUUUGUAAAAGAGGUGAGGUAGACACUGCAAAUGAGCUUCUUCAUGAGAUGCGUGAAAAGGGCCUUCAACUUAAUGUAUGCACUUACAACUCAAUUGUUAAUGGUCUUUGUAAAGCUGGAAAUCUAGUGCAAGCAGUAAAGCUGAUGAAAGAAAUGGAGAUGGCAGGGUUCCAUCCUGAUACUAUUACUUAUACCACUCUCAUGGACGCUUAUUGUAAGAUGGGGGAGAUGGCUACGGCGCAUGAGCUUCUGCGGGAGAUGCUGGAUAAAGGUCUUCAACCUACAAUUGUCACAUUCAAUGUGCUCAUGAAUGGGUUUUGUAUGUCAGGAAUGUUGGACGAUGGUGAGAGGCUACUAAAAUGGAUGUUGGAGAAGGGCAUAAAGCCAAAUGCGACCACCUAUAAUUCUCUUAUGAAGCAUUACUGCAUUAGAAAUAAUAUGCGUGCCACAACUGAGAUUUACAAGUGCAUGUCUGCGCAAGGAGUGAUGCCUGAUAGCAACACUUAUAACAUUCUAAUAAAGGGGCAUUGCAAAGCAAGGAAUAUGAAAGAGGCUUGGUUUUUGCACAGGGAGGUGGUUGAGAAGGGAUUUGAUCUCACAGCUAGUUCCUACAAUUCCCUUAUCAGAGGUUUUUAUAAGAGGAAGAAAUUUAUGGAGGCUAGGGAACUAUUUGAAGAGAUGAGAAAACAAGGAUUGACUGCAGAGAAAGAUAUAUACAACAUUUUUGUCGAUAUGAACUUUGAAGAAGGGAACAUGGAAAUCACUCUUGAGCUUUGUGAUGAGGCAAUAGAGAAAUGUCUAGUGGAUAAAGCUAUGAAUGAAAAUACAUAGCUAAUUUGUUGGAGAUACUUUGAUGUGAUUUUCGCGGACUGAAGCUAUCAAUUUUGGUUGCAUUUACCUGCAUGGUGGGAUGGUAUGACAUACUAGCCUGUUGUACCCAGAAUCAUGGUGUCAUUCAUUCUCCUGAUCUUACUUGAAUGGAUACAAGAAUCUUGGUGAAGUUGGUGUUACCAGAUAAAAGUUUUGUGAAGGGAUACAAGAAUCUUGGUGAAGUUGGUGUUACCAGAUCGAAGUUUUGUGAAUGGAUACAAGAAUCUUGGUGAAGUUGGGUUACCAGAUAAAAUUUUUGUGAGGAAACCGGGUACUUGCAUUCUAGCAUUUAGCCAAGAAGAGAAGCUGAAGCAGGUUUUUAGGUAUUACCAGUUUAAAUGGAAAUAAAGUCACUUCAAGGGAAAAUUUUAGAGCAAAAAGAGAUGAGUUGGAUUAGUACCUCAAAAUUUUGUAUCUUCUGACCUGGAUGCUUCCAGCAAAGGAAAAGUACCUCAAAAUUUUGUGGCUGUUGCAAAGAGUUUCAUCAAUUGGAGCUCCUUCUCAACUGAAAAGGUACUCCUCUUUUUUUCUAUAUAAGCUUUUACUUGGUCUCACUCUCAUAAUGAGCUAUACCGUUUGUUUGAAAAUUACUUUGUACAAAUAAAUGGCACUGUAAUUGCAAAGCAUGAUAAUGUUGUAAUUGUAAAGAAUGAGAACCAUAUCUUGAUUACACUUGAUUUGUAUGAACCUUGUACUCCAAUACAAGUACCUCAUCUAAAAAUUUUU
Molecule: messenger RNA, 3313 nt
Organism: Quercus lobata
Lineage: Eukaryota; Viridiplantae; Streptophyta; Magnoliopsida; Fagales; Fagaceae
Product: Pentatricopeptide repeat (PPR-like) superfamily protein
Exons: 3
Coding region: 293-2548 (751 amino acids)
Molecular function (GO): protein binding
Source: RefSeq, a predicted model, not a curated record